Messenger RNA from Prosopis cineraria, 890 nucleotides. RefSeq lists its product as uncharacterized. The transcript has a single exon. NCBI's taxonomy places the organism in Eukaryota, Viridiplantae, Streptophyta, Magnoliopsida, Fabales, Fabaceae. Bases 100 to 708 code for a protein of 202 amino acids. The record is from RefSeq and is a predicted model, not a curated record.
GAAGGAGAGAAGUUCAAAUCCUGGCAUUGACUUCGCCAGUGAUCUACAAUCUGUGCUUUCUUCCCUAUUAUCUCUUCCUAUCUGUUACCUUCGUGGGUCAUGGCUUCUUCAACAACGGCUUCGCGUCUGAUCGCCGUGCUCCUAGGGUUUCUCGCACUCACCAUGUCCACCACCGCGAGGCCCUGCAGAACCUUCUUCAUCUCCUCCUACUCCUUCUCCUUUAGGCCCCAGUCCUCCGCCGCAACCCUCACUGCCUUCGAAGAGUUCAGAUCCCUUGUCCCCCACGACGUCGCUGGCAAUAACGACAAUAACUAUGACAAUCUUUCUUAUCCUGCCGAGAUCUUCUUUGACGGCGUCCUCACUGGCUAUCCCCUUGAGGAGGAGGAGCAUGAGGCUGAAAUUGAGCUACGGGCGUCGCAGAUACGAGCCCCAUUUGGAUUCUUGUCCCAUAAUUUCAGCUCGUUCCGUGAUCGAACUCAGGACAUUAUGAGCGUUGUUCUGGCGCUACUCUUCGGCGCCGCAGGUGGGGCUCUCACGGCUGUUGGUUUGUACUUAAUAUGGUCUGUGUUAUCUGACCGCUAUGAUUAUGGCGAUUCUUACGAUGAUUAUGUCGAUCAAGAGAAAGAAAUCGAUAGCCCUAGGAAAACGGGGUUCAUGAAGAUUCCGGCGUUUGAAUCUGCGCCUGCACCAGCCCAGGAAUCGGUAUGAAUUGAGGAUAACAGUCAUGUGCUUUGGUGAUUGUAGUUUGUGAACCUAAUUAUGGGUUCCUUGUAAUCGUAGGUGAAUUGAAAAUGGGCAAACUUUUGGCCUCUAUCGGUGUUUUCAAUUGCAUAUUUGCCUCUUUUGUUUGACACCAGCUCGAUAUGUAUUACUAACUUGUGCUUCUUUCU